Molecule: messenger RNA, 738 nt
Organism: Capronia coronata CBS 617.96
Lineage: Eukaryota; Fungi; Ascomycota; Eurotiomycetes; Chaetothyriales; Herpotrichiellaceae
Exons: 3
Coding region: 1-738 (245 amino acids)
Biological process (GO): mitochondrial translation
Cellular component (GO): mitochondrial ribosome; mitochondrial large ribosomal subunit
Molecular function (GO): structural constituent of ribosome
Source: RefSeq, a predicted model, not a curated record
AUGGCGUCGCUAGCACGAAUAUUCGCCCCUUCCUCAGCCCCUACAAGCGUUUCUCUAUUUCUCGCUCCAGCUUUCGCACGAUGUCAGCCGGUUACCGUUGUGGCCUCCCAGUCACGAAAUUAUGCGGCGCGAUUGAAUCGAAGACCGAAGAGGGACAAGAACAAGCAGAGAGGAGUGUCGGCCAUCCGUCGAACCGGCCCGAGGUCGACCCGAGGUUUAUGGCAAUAUCCCCUCCCGGUACCUGUCGCUAGAGACCACAGGACAACUGCGGCGGAAUAUGCAGGCUCCGAGGACCAUGGACUCUGGGGAUUUUUCAACCAGAAGAGACAAGCGAUGAUGCCGCCAGAUGAGGAGUCGAGCCAUGGCAGGGCUUGGACAUAUCAGGAACUUUCUGUGAAAUCAUUCGAUGACCUACACAAGCUUUACUGGGUGUGUGUGAAAGAACAAAACCAGGCUCUGACGAGAGAGAAGGAAAGAAAGCGUGUCAGAGCGGGUUACGGUGCCCUGGAAAGUGAGGAGAGAGUGGAAGCGAUUCGAGAGACCAUGACACUGAUCCGGGAAGUUCUUGCUGAUCGACAACUCUCGUACGACCAAGCCCAGUUACUCAUCCGGCAGCGACCAGUGAAGGAGAUAUUGGAAGAGGGGGACAGCCACGAAGGAGAUUCAUCUGAUUUUGAACAACUUCCGCCCUCUGAGGCAGGACAAAGCUCUCAGUCGCCGCCCACAACUGUUGCAUAG